This is a messenger RNA of Physella acuta, 791 nucleotides long. RefSeq lists its product as uncharacterized. NCBI's taxonomy places the organism in Eukaryota, Metazoa, Mollusca, Gastropoda, Physidae. The record is from RefSeq and is a predicted model, not a curated record.
GGAUAGUCUAGAUGACCACAACAGUAUGGCCAGUGGAGAGGACAUCUCAAGAUAUUUUACAGGUACACAUGAAGUACAAGAAUGUCUUGAAGGUCAAGAAAAAUCCUGGCCAUAAAAACUUUGUACCUGUAAAUCAGUUAAGUCUUGAGCAUUUUCCUUCUGGUUACCAUGACAAAGAUGUGUAUGACCACACAAAAGCCAUUGCUGACCUAACUGUCAGGAUAGCCGUUAAGUUGACCAGUCCAGACAGACCAGAGUUUGUACCAGGCACUAAAGAUCCAUAUCCUUGCUACAACACCAAGGGACAGAACUCACUGAGGACAGGGACUGGGAGGGUGUUUGGGGUGACCAAGUACACAGAGGGGAUGGACCAGACAUUUGAGACCUACAGAACUUGUCCAUGUCCUGAAUGUGACCACUCGGACACACCCAGCAAAGUGUGGUGGGAGGUUCAUGUGGAGACAGCCAGACAUGUGGUUUUUGAUGAGAGUGAGGCGAGACAGUCCAGCUGUAGGUUGUGGUUUGAUGAUGAUAAAAGUCCAGUGGUCAAGAUUUAUGGGUGGAUGGUGGAUGUGUUAGACACCGAGAGAGACUUGUGUUUCUUGCAUUGUGCGACACAUGACAUAGAUUUAGGUGAUAAACUGAAGGAGAUGUGGGGGCGGUUUUAUGGUCUAUGUGAUAAAGUAGAGGACAAAUACAAGAGUCGCAGAGAUGUGGACAAGCUGACCAUUAUAAUUGAUGAUGACGUCCUUGUGAUAGCUGGUAUUUAUCUGGCACAGUGUGAAUGGUAG